AUGCGUCUCGAUAUCACCGCUGUCCUCGCCUCCCUAGCCCUAACCGCAUCCGCAGACCGCAUGGAAGUCUUCACCACCUGUGCCGGCUGGACAUGCAGGAGCAACGACGCAUGGUUCUACACUGACUAUGGUACUUAUAAGGUCGACGCCGAUAAGGGCUGCAGGGGUACUUCUGUUCCAGCGAUGGUUGAGUUCUGCGUAGACUGGGACAACAGACGUGCUCAUUUCAGGUUCUCUGGCCAGGGUAAGCGCUGCAUGGUGCAAGACUCAGAGAGCGCUUAUGGUUGCGCUGCCACGUGCUACAAGACGACUUGGAGGGAGAUUCCCUGCAACUGGCGAAUGGUCUCUGAGGAGGAUCCUGCUACUGAGAUUGCAUCUUCCGCUUUUGUCACCAUGACCAAGGCGGCUGGAAACUAA
Fusarium fujikuroi IMI 58289 is the source of this 417-nucleotide messenger RNA. RefSeq lists its product as uncharacterized. The coding region runs from base 1 to 417 and encodes 138 amino acids. The record is from RefSeq and is a predicted model, not a curated record. The transcript has a single exon. NCBI's taxonomy places the organism in Eukaryota, Fungi, Ascomycota, Sordariomycetes, Hypocreales, Nectriaceae.